Hypomesus transpacificus is the source of this 552-nucleotide messenger RNA. It is a transcript of the gene sdha, whose product is annotated as succinate dehydrogenase complex, subunit A, flavoprotein (Fp). The transcript has 4 exons. The coding region runs from base 40 to 552 and encodes 170 amino acids. Gene Ontology annotation, biological process: mitochondrial electron transport, succinate to ubiquinone. Gene Ontology annotation, molecular function: succinate dehydrogenase (quinone) activity; flavin adenine dinucleotide binding; electron transfer activity. The record is from RefSeq and is a predicted model, not a curated record. NCBI's taxonomy places the organism in Eukaryota, Metazoa, Chordata, Actinopteri, Osmeriformes, Osmeridae.
ACACUGUUCACGUACAUCCGCCCAGACUCAACUAGCAUCAUGGCUGCGGUGUGCACUGCCUCCCGUGUUCUCACCAAAAAGGUCUUGACAGCAAAAGCUCUUCCUGCAGUGUGCCAGAGCAGCUCCAGGAAGUUCCACUUCUCCAUCUACGGCAACCGGGACGCCAACAAUGCCAAAGUUUCAGAUGGAAUCUCAACGCAAUACCCUGUGGUCGACCACGAGUUCGAUGCUGUGGUGGUGGGCGCCGGAGGGGCGGGGCUUCGUGCCGCCUUCGGCCUAUCAGAAGCCGGCUUCAACACAGCCUGCAUGACAAAGCUGUUCCCAACCAGGUCACACACCGUGGCAGCACAGGUAGCUAGACACCUGGCGAUGCACACCUGGAGAUACUCAACUAGUAGAUACUCACCUGUAGAAAACUCAACUGUCUGGUCACGGUGGUCUAGAUUAUUUCACCUGCUCCACUGUAGAAAGCUGCAUUUAUUCAUUUACGCUUCUAUCCAAAGCAACAAAACUGGCAUCCUCGGUGUACCAGCAGCCAGUAGACGGUUCUAG